AGGUGUCCCCAUCAGAGUCCCUCUUACAUCAGGUGUCCCAUCAGAGUCUCCCUUACAUCAGCUGUCUCCAUCAGAGUCCCCCUUACAUCAGGUGUCCCCAUCAGAGUCCCCUCGUACAUCAGGUGUCCCCAUCAGAGAGCCCCUUACAUCAAGUGUCCCCAUCAGAGUGCCCCCUUACAUCAGGUGUCCCCAUCAGAGUCCUCCUUACAUCAGGUGUCCCCAUCAGAGUCCUCCUUACAUCAGGUGUCCCCAUCAGAGUCCCCCUUACAUCAGGUGUCCCCAUCAGAGAGCCCCCUUACAUCAGAGUCCUCCUUACAUCAGGUGUCCCCAUCAGAGUCCCCCUUACAUCAGGUGUCCCCAUCAGAGAGCCCCCUUACAUCAGGUGUCCCCAUCAGAGAGCCCCCUUACAUCAGGUGUCCCCAUCAGAGUCCCCCU
Staurois parvus is the source of this 435-nucleotide messenger RNA. NCBI's taxonomy places the organism in Eukaryota, Metazoa, Chordata, Amphibia, Anura, Ranidae. The record is from the annotation of a GenBank genome assembly.